UUUGGAUUUGGUUAACUCAUUUAAUGCCUUUCUGGAAAUGAAACAGGGAAAUCCCAACAUUUUAGACGUACUACUCAGAGGAUUACGUAAUCACAAGCUCGAGUUUUUAAACAGAUGUUUGUAAUCAGAAUGGAAAUCAGUAAACCAUAUAUUUGCUGUGAGUUUCAAACUUGAGAUCAUUCAGUUGAGGUUCGUAGUCUUGGGCAGACAUACAAGUUCAAGAUCAGUCUGGCAACCUAAAUACCAUAUGUUGGGCAAAAUGGCAAUCACAAACGACGCAGAAGAAGCGGAACACACAGUUCGAAAGGAGGAGGGCCGGAAAUGUUUUUAUUUGAAGAGAAUGAUUGGAGACUACAUAGAGACUUCUGUUCGCGUUGUGGCCACCGUGUUCCUGGCUGACUUUCUGCAGCGCCUGUACCGGUCUAUCGUCGAAUAUGUCCGCUAUAGCCGGUAUUAUCUGCCCGAAGACAGGGUGCAGACGAUCCUGCGGCGCUCGUUCACUUACAACAACAAGUCGAUCUACCUCCUGCUUGCGUUCCUUUUCUUGGCUCUCUCUCGAAUUUCGGUCACAGGGAACUUCAAGACUGUAGUGCCCACUGCCGUCUUCCUGGCCCAAAUGCCGCUGUACUGGAUCUUCAGCGACCUGGGCAGGAGCACGCUGAGCUAUUCUCACUGGAUCCGGGAAUCGCAUGGACUGGACUAUGCGUCCGGAAUGGCCUCCAAUUACUUUCACGGCUACCUAAAGCUCUCGCUGCCGGAACGCAAGGACGAUGGCCUGAAACACCGAAUGGCCCUUUACGAGGACAAGAACAACAUCACCUUCGGCAUAGACCGCUUGGUUAUUCUUAUUCCCGACGAAAUGUUUGUGAACGGCAUACUCGAAAGCGAUUUGCUGGAAAAAGCUGAUCCCCUGGAAACAAAGUUCAUUAAUCGGGCCGGCGUAAAUCGGCCCUUCAAGCACGCUGUCUACAGGAUGAAUAAAAAGGUUGACGGCAAACACUACUACUUUGCCAUCGAGGGCGCCACGCCCAUGCUUUCCUUUUUCGAAGCCAUGCAGUCAAACUUGUCGACCACUUGGCAGAUGCGCGAAUUGAAGCGGGAAAUCUGGCUAAAGUUUUACAAGCACUUGAAGGAGCUCGUUACGACAUGGCCUGAGACCCGCAACGAAGUAGAGCUUAUAAUCUAUAAAUCCCAUGAUGAAAGGGGAAAUCUGGUUGAAGUUGGCGAUUUGCUUAUAGCUCGAAUGGAAAAUAAAACCAAAAAUUUUGACAAUCCGAAAGUCUAAAAACUAAAGACAAAACUUAAGUUGCGAGAAAUUACUUUAAAUAUUCCUGAAAAAUAACCAUUCUCGACAUAUUAUGUAUAAGUAUGAUAGCAGCAAACUUUUUUACUUUUUAUAUACAUUUGUAUAACUAAAGAGAAUGUUGUGCGUAAUAAAUAGUUUUACUAACAGAA
Drosophila ficusphila is the source of this 1455-nucleotide messenger RNA. RefSeq lists its product as uncharacterized. Gene Ontology annotation, molecular function: 2',3'-cyclic GMP-AMP binding; cyclic-di-GMP binding. Gene Ontology annotation, cellular component: autophagosome; endoplasmic reticulum membrane. The transcript is spliced from 6 exons. The record is from RefSeq and is a predicted model, not a curated record. Lineage: Eukaryota; Metazoa; Arthropoda; Insecta; Diptera; Drosophilidae. Gene Ontology annotation, biological process: activation of innate immune response; innate immune response; positive regulation of macroautophagy. The coding region runs from base 248 to 1285 and encodes 345 amino acids.